Capronia epimyces CBS 606.96 is the source of this 2832-nucleotide messenger RNA. RefSeq names its product DNA excision repair protein ERCC-4. Gene Ontology annotation, molecular function: single-stranded DNA binding; single-stranded DNA endonuclease activity; damaged DNA binding. Gene Ontology annotation, cellular component: nucleotide-excision repair factor 1 complex. The transcript has 2 exons. NCBI's taxonomy places the organism in Eukaryota, Fungi, Ascomycota, Eurotiomycetes, Chaetothyriales, Herpotrichiellaceae. Gene Ontology annotation, biological process: double-strand break repair via homologous recombination; resolution of meiotic recombination intermediates; double-strand break repair via single-strand annealing, removal of nonhomologous ends. The record is from RefSeq and is a predicted model, not a curated record. Bases 1 to 2832 code for a protein of 943 amino acids.
AUGCCGGCGGCAUCUUCUCAGCCGCCGGUCAAGCUCUCGCUUCCUCUGCAGUUCCAGCAGGAAAUCUACCAUCUCCUUCGCGGAGAAGAUGUUCUUGUCAUCCUUGCCCGGGGCCUGGCCCUUCUCAAGGUUGUCACAAAUCUACUCCAUUCGUACGAUGCUGCGGGCAACUCCCUUGUGAUCAUCGUUGGAGCAGAAGACCGCGAGAAUGAAUGGAUUGGGGAGGCUUUGGCAGAGCACUAUGCCAUCUCAAGGAGCCCAUUGUCCAAAGGUCUUCGCGUCAUCAACACUGACAAAGCCACCGUGGCAACCCGCGAGAAGAUUUAUUCCGAGGGCGGCAUUGUCUCUGUUACCAGCCGUAUUCUCAUCGUCGACUUGCUGUCGAAACUUCUGGACCCAGAGACUGUGACUGGUCUAGUUGUCCUUCAUGCGGAACGCGUGGUCGCCACGAGCAUUGAGGCGUUCAUUGUGCGGAUCUUCAGACAGUUCAAUAAGAUUGGGUUCCUCAAGGCCUUCAGCGACUCUCCAGAGCCUCUGGCAUCAUCCUAUGCGCCGCUGGCGGGCUUGAUGAGAAACCUAUUCUUACGCAAGCCAUCCCUUUGGCCCCGAUUCCACGUCUCCAUCGCACAGAGCUUGGAGGGAAAGAAGAAAGCGGAUGUCAUUGAACUGGAAGUGCCCAUGACCGAAGCUAUGCAAGCGAUUCAGAACGCCGUCUUGGAAUGUGUCGAGGUCAGCAUUUCCGAACUCAAGAAGGCGAACACUGGACUGGAGAUGGACGACUGGACGCUUGACUCGGCUCUUCAUCAGAACUUUGACGCCAUUGUUCGGAGGCAACUCGACCCAGUAUGGCACCGAGUCAGCUGGCGGACGAAACAGAUCGCCAAUGAUCUGGCGGUCCUCAGGUCCAUCCUCCAUUCGCUUCUCAGCUACGACUGUGUAUCGCUUUUGAAGUAUUUAGACACCGUCCUCGCCACGCACUCUCCUCCUCCUGGGUCUACGAGGCAGAACCAGUCGCCGUGGUUGUUCCUGGAUGCCGCCGCCACGAUCUUCCGGUCUGCUAGGGACAGAGUGUACAGCGGGAAAGUGGAAGAUGGCAAUGUCUUGCCAACCUCAAAACUGCCAGACUCUCUGAGCCCCGUGUUGGAAGAGCAGCCGAAGUGGGAGGUUCUGGCCGAAAUUCUUCAAGAAAUCGAAACAGACGCAUAUCUGAAUCCCACCCUCAGGGACGACUCAAAUCAAACCGUGUUGAUCAUGUGUAAUGAUCAGAGGACUUGUCGCCAGGUGCGGGAAUAUUUGCAGACCAUGCACGUUAAACCGCUACCUCAAGACAUGGGCGGUGGCCACGCCCCCCACGAAUUGGAGGAAGAAGAACAGAAGGGUUCGGCCGAAUUCAUGAUGCGACGAAAACUGCGAGAAUAUCUGGGAUGGCGGAAGACGUUCGCCCAGGUCAGCGCCUCCCUGUUCACUGAGAACCAGAAAUCCCUCAAUGAUAUCAAGGGAACCACGGCGGCCGGUCGACUGAACAGCAAAGCGCCUGCAAACAAGCGAAGGCGCGUCAGAGGCGGAGGAAGCGCGGGCUUCAAUCCUUCAAGGACCGCCUAUGGCGCUGUCGCCGCCGUCGAAGACAAAGCUGCCCAGGUGGCUGGUCUUCUCGCCGAAUUGCGGCCAACAGAAACGGAGUCACUUCAGAAAGAAGACGUGAUAGUCGACGACUUGGACGAUGCUAGAGAAGGGUUUUUUGAGUUGUACGAUCCCGAUGAUCAGGUCGUUGUGCACCCUUAUGAUGGAGAUCAAGAUGAUCAGCUACUCGAAGAGCUCAGGCCCAAAUACAUUAUCAUGUACUCACCCUCUGCCGACUUUAUCCGGCGAGUGGAGGUGUACCGAUCCAGCCAUUCGGACAGGAGUGUUCGUGCAUACUUCAUGUACUAUGGCGGAAGUGUGGAAGAGCAGAGGUAUCUUUCGGCCGUCCGCCGCGAAAAGGACGCGUUCACCAAACUCAUCAAGGAACGAGGCAGCAUGGCCGUGACCCUCACUGACAGCAACAUCGAUCCACAGGAGGCCUUUCUCCGAACGGUCAACACUCGCAUUGCUGGUGGCGGGCGACUCGCAGCCACCGCUGCGCCGCCGACGGUGGUGGUCGAUGUGCGCGAAUUCCGCUCGGCUCUCCCGAGUCUGUUGCAUGGGCGCAACAUGCAGAUCGUUCCAUGCCAGUUGACGAUUGGCGACUAUGUGCUGUCGCCCAGCAUCUGCGUGGAGCGCAAAUCCGUGCCGGACUUGAUCGCGUCCUUCAAGAACGGGAGGCUGUUCAACCAGGCGGAAACCAUGCUGCAAUACUACAAGUACUCGUUCCUCCUCAUCGAGUUCGACCAUAACAAAUCCUUUACCUUGGAUCCAUUCGCCGACCUGACCUCGGUGUCGACGCUGAAGAUGCCGGAUUCCGAGACCAAGGAUUUGCAAUCCAAACUAGUCCUGCUCACGCUUGCGUUCCCCCGGCUCAAAGUGAUCUGGUCAUCUUCGCCUUAUCAGACGGCCGAGAUCUUUGAAGAACUCAAGAAGCAACAAGAAGAACCAGACCCGCUCCGUGCCGUACAGAUCGGAUUGGCCGAUGACGAAGACCCCGAAGAGAAGACCUUCAACACCGGCCCGCAGGAUCUGUUGAGGACCAUCCCAGGCGUGACCGCCAAAAACGCCAGCCGGCUGUACCUCGAGACCAAGAAUGUUUUGGACCUGGCAAACAUGAGUCUGGAAGAACUAGACUCUCUGGUGGGAAUAGAGGCCGGUAGACAAAUCGUGAGGUUCUUCACAAGGAGCGUGUUCGAAGACGAGGACUAG